AUGGGUUUUACAAUAUUUUACGCAGAGUUUGUUUGUGCAUUGGUCCAAAACCGAGGCUUUGACCCCUCCUCGGGUCGCUUGUCUUCCUCUUCUGGGCGUGUACUUGGGCAGUUGCUGGUGCGACCUUUGGGACAACUGCCCGAUUGCACUGCCGCGUUUUUGUCACACGUGCUGUCCGUGACAAGCAGCGAAAUUAUGGAGGAGAUCCAGAACAAGGAGAACGCUGGAGCCUUCUUUGUUUUGCCUUCACAGAUGAAUGCUGCUGAAUAUCCUGAUUGUGCAGAUAAGGCCAUUGUCACUGACGUCGAUGACUACAGGUACGAUCGCACCGCAGGGCCCCGCGGGCAGCUGGCGGCGCACUUGGCCUGCGCGCAGUUUCUGUUGGACAAUGCCAAGUCAAGCAUACGACCAACUGGGCUGGAUGCACUGUCGCGAUUGCUGCCGGCAUUGCGUAAAGGUGAAGGAUCUUCUGAAGCCAAAGAUUUCUUGAACAAUCUGGAAGUUAAGAAUGGAUACCUCAUGGUGCCUGAGCUCGAAGAUGAUGACGCCAAAAUGGUGCCUGGGAGCAACUGCUGGAAUUUGUUCAUCCGACCCUACAAGGGCAUCUACCAUUUCGAGCGAACCAGCCCAACAGCUGAACAAGAUCUACGCAACUUGAUGAAGUAUGUGGAAGGCCUCUCCGACUACAAAUCCUACAUUGUUGGCUGGAUUCGUCGUGGACAAGAUGGCGCCAUGACAAAGAUGCCUUUGCAUGGAGUCAUCAUGGGUCGAGCACUUCGCACCUUCAAGCCUCCGAACAACACCGUCGGCAAGCUCAUCACUUGGCUGCAAGGUGGAAAACCCUUUUCAGUGCAAGAGCACAAGAACUCCAACCACCUGCGCAUGAAGAAGGUCUCCAACUACUCUCGCGAAGAGAUAUGCAUCAUUUACUUCUACUACUACCUUCCUGGUGGAGAAGCACACUUCGAGCCGAAGCCCAAGAACCAACCAUCAGGACAUCAACCUGUUCCAGUGCAACCACAGCAACCUCAUUCCUUGCCACAACCAGAUGUAGGGGAAAUGGAAACAGACAAUGUCCAGAAGAAGAGGGACACCUCUGAAGCCGGCACCAACAACAACCCUGAGAAGAAGAAGGAGAAGAUUGCCAUGAUGAAGAAGGACAUUGCCUUUCUCCAGACCUACUACAUCAACAACACUCGAAACAAGAUCAUCCUGGAUUUCUCCGAGGACUGGCGACAUGGCUAUGACAUCAUGCUCGCAUCUGUCCGGAACGCCAUGAACCAGGAGUAUCAACAUCGACAACGAACCAGCUCGCAUCUCUUCCAGAUCAGCUACAAGCUCAGCAGUCCUGCCUCAGCUUGCCUCCGCACAGCACAGAUCUUCAAGGUUGACGAGGAGACAGACAAUGUGACGGAGGAGAACAUCACGCCUGAGAUGUGGCCCAAGAUUGAGGAAGCUGACCGAGCUGAGAUUCGACAGUUUGUCGAAGAACGAGCCUUCAAGAAGACCCACGGCGACCAGUUCACAUCAGACAUGGUCAUCAUCGAUGCUCGAUGGGUACGGAAGUGGAAACGAUACCCAGACAAGUCGGUCAAGAUGAAAUCCAGACUUUGUGCUCGGGGCUUCCUGGGCCAGCAGAAGGACCUCCUCACGACUCGUUCCACUACGGCAACACGUUUGUCCCAGAGGCUGCUGAUUUCCCAUGCUGCCAGGAAGAAACAGCACACUGUCGAGAGCAUUGACAUCGCAGGUGCCUUUCUCAAGGGCUUCUCUUUUGCCGAGAUCCAGAAGACCCUGAAGCAGCUUGGAGUUGACGCUCCUCAUCGAGUGGUGGUGAUCUUGCCCCCUUUGAACGUCUUCAGACAUUUGAGUGAAUUGAGCAGCGAUUUUGCUGGCAUGGACGAGGUGACGGCAACCCAGUACGGCCUCUUGUGUGCACGAAGCCAGUCUACGGCCUCAACGAUGCACCUCUUGCUUGGAGAAGGACUCUUCUUUGACCGCGAUGGCAACAACCCAUGUGGACGACAUCGAAAUGACUGGAACUAUACAUCUUGGAUGGAUGGCAUGGCUGACAACAUGGUCAAGCACUUCAAGAAGGUGAGCCGCCAGAAACUUCCUUUCGACCACUGUGGCUGCCGCUAUGAGAGAACCCCUGCCGGGUACAAGAUCCAUCAACGUGACUUUGCGAUGAAACUGAAACUCGUUGCAGUUCCUCAGCGUGAUGAAUCCUCCAAGCUCACCAAGGAAGAGACCUCUACGUUUCGUUCCAUUUUGGGAGCCCUUCUAUGGAUCACUGCAACUCGACUGGACGUGAUCGCUGACGUGUCGGUUCUCCAGAGCCGAGUGACCACUGCAGAAGUCAAGGACAUCAAGCAGGCCAACUCCAUCCUCAUCAAGAUCCGCGACUACGCCGACGUGGGCCUUCACUACCGCAUCAUGGAGAACCCCAAUGUGCGUCUCAUGUGCAUUCACGAUGCAUCAGCAGCAUCAAAGGGCAGAAGCUAUGCACAAGAAGGUCUGAUCAUCGGUUUGGCGGAGGACAAGUUCUACGGCACCAACAUGCCGAACGAGGUGGAGUUCAAGGAUGGCUAUGGAGAAGGCACGGUGGAUCAACAUGGUGGGACACUUCAUGUUCUACAUGCUUCAGGCUCCAAGGCGAAGAGAAUUUCCUACUCUACAAGUCAUGCAGAGCUAAUCCAAGUUCAAGAAGAAGGAGAUCCGCGGCUGCCCAUCGACUUCUACGGCGACUGCCGCGACGUCUUCGAGCUCACCACUGGCUUGCGCACUCUGCCACAGGACAAGUCACAGAGACUGUACAUCCUGAGUCUAAAAGAGUGCCGCCUGUCUGGUCGUAUGCGCCUCUUGACAUUGGUUCCAACACAAUGCAUGACCAUGGGCACGAUGGCUCAAGCGCCCCACGGUGAACCUGUCACCUACGACCUGGCACCGGCCAUGACGUCUUGUUCGGUGCCGAACUACACCACGUACUUUGGGGUCUACGUGAUGAUCUUUGUGGUCGUGGUGAUGUCUCUUUGCUUCGAGCGGUGUGCCCGCGAUUUUGUGGACUACAUCAAGAACAGGCUCUAUGGCAUCCUCUUCCUGAAGACCAAGGUCAAGAUCGAGCUGCCAGACGAUGAUGGACCGCAGCCCAUGGAUGUUGAUGAAGCUGCCGAACUCCGACGGACAGCAAACCAUCGGAAACGACUUUAUGAAGAAGCUUCAGAAGAGCUGGCAGACAAGAAGAGGAGCUGGUCAGUGAGCACCCAUCUCCAACAACGACUGGAUCUGAGCGAGAAGAACCGAGAUGCAGCUUCAGCCGACAGAGAUGAGUGGGAGCUCAAGUCCGACCACUACAAGAAGAAGGCUGACACCUAUGCCGCACAGAUCGAAGAUUUGGAGACGACACUUCGAGGCUACAAGAGAGCCAAUGAUUCAGCCAACGAUGCGGCCAACUACUACAAGGACCAAGUGAAUCAUCACUUGGCCGACCUCAACAGUCAGGUGGAGACGAAUCACCGUCAAUCAGAGGCGGACAAGGCCGAGAUCGAGGAGCUGAAGACCGAGAUCGAGAAGCUGAAGGCCGAGAACAUGGCGCUGAAACAGGCACAAUCAGAAAAGCCAUCUGGCUCAAAAGGGAACAAGACACCUGGCAUCUUUGACAACCAUCCAAAACGACCAUCAUCAACCUCCCCUGAGAAGCUGAUGGCGAUCAUCGACAAGCAGUCCUUUGAGAUGGUGGAGAUGAAGAAGAAGCUGGCAGCUGCUGAGGAGCAUGUCGCUUCGCUGCGACGUGAGAUGCAGCAGGCCUUACCCGAUGUGACCAGCAGACUGAAAGCGCAGCUGUCGAAGCUGCGAACUGUGGCGAUGUGCGAGGUGCCCGCCACAGGCCUGGCGCCCUCCUUGAAAGAAUGGUCCAAAUGUCGACAUCACGUGAAUCUCAUCUAUGCCUCCGCUGUGCCUGUCAAUGCCUACAGCAACACGACCGAGUCGCUGGAGAAUGUGCGCCUGCAACGUGCCGUGGCCUCGUUGCUGCUGCGCGGGGCCUACUUCGGAGCCCUGAAACUGGCCCUGGAGACGGCCAAAAGCAGGUCCAAGCGCAAGAAGAUCUUUUUGCUGCCCCUGGGAGGCGGUGUUUUCAACAACCCAUUCAAGGACAUCGCCAAAGCCAUGGUGGAAGCUUUGCAUAUGGCCAGUGGCUUGUGUCCUGAGGGGGUAAAGCUGGAAGAAGUGCUUGAUAUUCGCGUCCUGACUUGGAAGGGCAAAGCGGAGGAAGCUGAACGUUUUAAGCAUUUGCUCAAAGAGCUGGGGCAGGAUGUGAGUUGA
Cladocopium goreaui is the source of this 4323-nucleotide messenger RNA. The record is from the annotation of a GenBank genome assembly. Lineage: Eukaryota; Dinophyceae; Suessiales; Symbiodiniaceae.